AUGGCGGUCUUGAGGGUGAAGUUCACCAAGACCAAGCGGGAUAAGUUGGCCCAGGUGCUGUGGAUCCUUAACUGGAUCUCAGUGUUGACAGGGGCUAUCCUGUUCAGUCUGGGGCUCUUCCUCAAGGUGGAGAUCAACAAGCGAGCAGAGCUGAUGGCCGAGAGGGACAUCCAGUACGUGCCCAACAUGCUCAUAGCCGUGGGCUUCAUUGCUUGUGCCAUCAACUUCCUGGGUGGGAAGAUCUGCUACGACUGCGUGGACACCACCAAGUUCCUGCGCUGGAAGCUGAUCAUGCUGCCCUACAUCAUCUGCACCUUCUUCUUCACCUUCUGUGUGCUGGUGGGGGCGCUGAUGUGUUACAGCAUGCGUGGGGAGCUGGAGGAGUCUCUGGACCUGGGGCUGGCCGAGGCCAUGAAGUUCUACAAGGACACAGACACGCCGGGACGAUGUUUCCUGAAGCGCACUGUGGACAUCCUGCAGAUAGAGUUCCGCUGCUGUGGAAACAACGGCUACAAAGACUGGUUCGGAAUCCAGUGGAUCAGCAGCCGAUACCUGGACAUGUCUCAGAAAGAGGUGGUGGACCGAUUGAGGAGCAACGUGGAGGGGAGGUACCUGAUGAACGGAGUCCCCUUCAGCUGCUGCAACGUCAACUCCCCGCGGCCCUGCAUCCAGCAGCAAAUCUCCAACAACUCUGCCCACUUCAACUACGAGCACCAAACGGAGGAGCUGAACCUGUGGCUGAAAGGGUGUCGGCAGGCGCUGCUGGAGCACUACAACUACAUCAUGCAGUCCAUCGGCCUCGCGGUCCUCAUCACCUGGCUGUUUGAGCUGUCCGUGUUGACAGGAGUCCGUUACCUUCAGACCUCCCUGGAAAACGUGCUGAGGCAGGGGGAUCCCAAUUCCGAGUCGGACGGCUGGCUGCUGGAGAACAGCUUCAUGGAAACAGCCCGCACCAACCUGAACAUCAUCAAGAGCCUGGGCAAGAGCAACCAGAUCGACACGGCCGACAAUGGAGACCCAAACAUCAACGUCCCCUCCACGUCCAAAGCACACUACGGGCCGGACAACGUGCCGCCGAAGGAGAUCCCUGAAACCAGUUGA
Limanda limanda (common dab) is the source of this 1101-nucleotide messenger RNA. Its product is annotated as photoreceptor outer segment membrane glycoprotein 2-like. Lineage: Eukaryota; Metazoa; Chordata; Actinopteri; Pleuronectiformes; Pleuronectidae. Gene Ontology annotation, cellular component: membrane. Gene Ontology annotation, biological process: visual perception. The coding region runs from base 1 to 1101 and encodes 366 amino acids. The record is from RefSeq and is a predicted model, not a curated record. The transcript is spliced from 3 exons.